This is a messenger RNA of Megalobrama amblycephala (Wuchang bream), 1605 nucleotides long. RefSeq names its product myelin-associated glycoprotein-like. The transcript has 8 exons. NCBI's taxonomy places the organism in Eukaryota, Metazoa, Chordata, Actinopteri, Cypriniformes, Xenocyprididae. The coding region runs from base 113 to 1486 and encodes 457 amino acids. The record is from RefSeq and is a predicted model, not a curated record.
CAAAGGUAGAUUCAUAAUAUCUCAUCUUGUAGUACUGCUGGGAAAUCGUCAAGAGUGCAUCACGUUACUAAGUGUUUAAUUUAUCUCGCACAGAGGACAUCUUCAUGAACUUAUGCUUUUCUUUGACUGCACUGCUCUGAGAGCUCCAGUGAUGUCUGUGUUCCAGAUCAUCAUCAUCAUCAUCAUCAUCAUCAUCAUCAUCAGCUCUGUGUUUCUACACACUCACUCAGCUGAUGAUCUCUAUUUUGCCGUGAUGCCUCAGACAGUAACAGCUCUGACAGGCUCUUGUGUGCAGAUUCCUUGCACAUUCAACAUCUCCAAUUUUGAGGACAAACUUAAAAAGACAAAAUCUAUUAAUGGGAUCUGGCUAAAAAAUAAAUCACAGUUUGCUGACAAUGACAGUUUCAUAGCUUUUAAUAGCAGUAAAAACAUCAUUAGUGGAUUUAGUGACAUACAGAUAACUGGAGAUCUCAGUGAGAGGAACUGCACAACUGUCUUCUAUAACAUCAUGAAGAAUCAUUCAGAUCUCUACUACUUCAGACUGGAAAUGGAGCCAAAUGUGUUCAGAGCAACAUUUAACCCCAAUCAACCUGAUUCAAGGAAGACUGUGAACAUCAGUGUCAUAGAUUCACCACAUCCUCUCAUCCUUAAACCUACUGAUCUGAAAGAAGUGAUGGAGGAAACAACAGUCAAUCUGAGCUGCUCUGCUGAAGCCCCCUGCCCCGAACAACCUCCUACAAUAUCCUGGUCCAGCAUCCCUGAAUCUGCCCACAUUACAACGCAGUUACAGGAGAAACAUGAUAAAACACAGUCACUGUUUUCACACAUGACCUUCAAAGCUUCAUACAUGGAUCACAGAAGGAACAUCUCCUGCACUGUUACAUAUCCAAGAAAUACACUUGAAGACUCAACUGUGGAGACCAUUGUGAUGCUACGAAUCCUGUUUCCUCCAAAAGAAACUCACAUCACCAUCGAUUCAUCUGCUUCAGUCUCUGUUGGCACUAAUGUGACUUUGACCUGCAAAAGCAAAGCCAAUCCAUCAAAUGACAUGAACUACACCUGGUACAAACAUGGAUAUGACACGCCUAUAGCUCGGGGAAAGAAGAUUAGUUUCAUAGUAACUAAUAAUACAGGAUUUUACUUCUGCACUGCACAGAAUAAACAUGGAAAACAGUCAUCAGCAGAGAUCCAGCUCACAGCUGAAGGACAAGAUGGACAAUCUAUGCCUCUGAUUGCUGGUUGUGUGGGAGGAAUUGCAGCAGUGCUCACUCUCUCUGCUCUUGGUUUUUGUACAAGGAGAAAAAAAAUCAAUAAACCCAGUGACAAUGAGAAGGAUCCUUCUGGUCAGGUCAAUAAGAUUUUGGAUGAUGAAACACUGAUCAUCUACUACGAAAAGACUGAAAACCCAAAGCAGCAGAACUACUGCAUCACAGAGACACACUUCAAACAUGAUGAAUACACAGAAAUAGAGUACAGAGUAUUUUAGGAUUUGUAGACUCACUUAAAGGGUUAGUUCACCCAAAAAUGAAAAUUCUGUCAUUUAUUACUCACCCUCGUGGCGUUUUACACCCAUAAGACCUCCGUUGAUCUUCCGAACACAAAUUA